AUGGUUUGUUGGGACGAUCGUUUUAAUUUCAAGGGUAAUUUUGACACCAAGUCAGUGAGACCUGGGUCCAAUCCCAAACUUCAGUCAGCGAGCCUUGCGUCCAAUCCCGACCUUCAGUCAGUGAGCCCUGGGUCCAAUCCCGAACUUCAGUCAGUGAGCCCUGGGUCCAAUCCCGGCCUUCAGUCAGUGAGACCUGGGUCCAAUCCCAACCUUCAGUCAGUGAGACCUGGGUCCAAUCCCAACCUUCAAUCAGUGAGCCCUGGGUCCAAUCCCGACCUUCAGUCAGUGAGACCUGGGUCCAAUCCCGGCCUUCAGUCAGUGAGACCUGGGUCCAAUCCCAACCUUCAGUCAGUGAGACCUGUGUGCAAUCCCAACCUUCAGUCAGUGAGACCUGGGUCCAAUCCCGACCUUCAGUCAGUGAGACCUGGGUCCAAUCCCAACCUUCAGUCAGUGAGACCCGUAUCCAAUCCCAACCUUCAGUCAGUGAGACCUGGGUCCAAUCCCGGCCUUCAGUCAGUGAGACCUGGGUCCAAUCCCAAACUUCAGUCAGCGAGCCCUGCGUCCAAUCCCGACCUUCAGUCAGUGAGCCCCGGGUCCAAUCCCAAACUUCAGUCAGUGAGCCCUGGGUCCAAUCCCGGCCUUCAGUCAGUGAGCCCUGGGUCCAAUCCCGGCCUUCAGUCAGUGAGACCUGGGUCCAAUCCCGGCCUUCAGUCAGUGAGCCCCGGGUCCAAUCCCGGCCUUCAGUCAGUGAGACCUGGGUCCAAUCCCGGCCUUCAGUCAGUGAGCCCCGGGUCCAAUCCCAAACUUCAGUCAGUGAGCCCUGGGUCCAAUCCCGGCCUUCAGUCAGUGAGACCUGGGUCCAAUCCCGGCCUUCAGUCAGUGAGACCUGGGUCCAAUCCCAAACUUCAGUCAGCGAGCCCUGCGUCCAAUCCCGACCUUCAGUCAGUGAGCCCCGGGUCCAAUCCCGGCCUUCAGUCAGUGAGACCUGGGUCCAAUCCCAAACUUCAGUCAGCGAGCCCUGCGUCCAAUCCCGACCUUCAGUCAGUGAGCCCCGGGUCCAAUCCCAAACUUCAGUCAGUGAGCCCUGGGUCCAAUCCCGGCCUUCAGUCUGUGAGACCUGGGUCCAAUCCCGGCCUUCAGUCAGUGAGCCCCGGGUCCAAUCCCAAACUUCAGUCAGUGAGCCCUGGGUCCAAUCCCGGCCUUCAGUCAGUGAGCCCUGGGUCCAAUCCCAACCUUCAGUCAGUGAGACCUGGGUCCAAUCCCAACCUUCAGUCAGUGAGACCCGGAUCCAAUCCCAACCUUCAGUCAGUGAGACCUGGGUCCAAUCCCGGCCUUCAGUCAGUGAGACCUGGGUCCAAUCCCAAACUUCAGUCAGCGAGCCCUGCGUCCAAUCCCGACCUUCAGUCAGUGAGCCCCGGGUCCAAUCCCGGCCUUCAGUCAGUGAGCCCUGGGUCCAAUCCCGGCCUUCAGUCAGUGAGCCCUGGGUCCAAUCCCGGCCUUCAGUCAGUGAGACCUGGGUCCAAUCCCGGCCUUCAGUCAGUGAGCCCCGGGUCCAAUCCCAAACUUCAGUCAGUGAGCCCUGGGUCCAAUCCCGGCCUUCAGUCAGUGAGACCUGGGUGCAAUCCCGGCCUUCAGUCAGUGAGACCUGGGUCCAAUCCCAAACUUCAGUCAGCGAGCCCUGCGUCCAAUCCCGACCUUCAGUCAGUGAGACCUGGGUCCAAUCCCGACCUUCAGUCAGUGAGACCUGGGUCCAAUCCCAACCUUCAGUCAGUGAGACCUGGGUCCAAUCCCAAACUUCAGUCAGUGAGACCUGGGUGCAAUCCCGACCUUCAGUCAGUGAGCCCCGGGUCCAAUCCCAACCUUCAGUCAGUGAGACCUGGGUCCAAUCCCAACCUUCAGUCAGUGAGCCCUGGGUCCAAUCCCGGCCUUCAGUCAGUGAGCCCCGGGUCCAAUCCCAAACUUCAGUCAGUGAGACCUGGGUCCAAUCCCGGCCUUCAGUCAGUGAGACCUGGGUCCAAUCCCGGCCUUCAGUCAGUGAGACCUGGGUCCAAUCCCGGCCUUCAGUCAGUGAGCCCUGGGUCCAAUCCCGGCCUUCAGUCAGUGAGCCCCGGGUCCAAUCCCGGCCUUCAGUCAGUGAGACCUGGGUGCAAUCCCGACCUUGAGUCAGUGAGACCUGGGUCCAACCCCACCUUCAGUCAGUGA
Molecule: messenger RNA, 2202 nt
Organism: Mobula hypostoma (lesser devil ray)
Lineage: Eukaryota; Metazoa; Chordata; Chondrichthyes; Myliobatiformes; Myliobatidae
Product: nuclear receptor coactivator 6-like
Exons: 2
Coding region: 1-2202 (733 amino acids)
Source: RefSeq, a predicted model, not a curated record